Molecule: messenger RNA, 1713 nt
Organism: Striga asiatica
Lineage: Eukaryota; Viridiplantae; Streptophyta; Magnoliopsida; Lamiales; Orobanchaceae
Source: the annotation of a GenBank genome assembly
GUUUUUCAUAAAUCUCAAUUGAAUACCUUUAAAUUUUUGUAAUUUCCUCAAAUCUCCAAAACGACGAUGCUCGACGGGGUGGUGUUAGGAGGAACGAUCAUUUCCACCUCGGAGAAGAAUAACUGAGGGCGUUGAGAACUUUUGAGACAGCAAAUGAGCUCCAUAUUCAGCCGAGAAGCCGUCGGAAAACCUUGAAUUAGCGGAACAACUUCAAUUGUAGAUAAAAAUAACUUUUGUUCGAAUAUGUCAACAGACAGGCAUUCUUCUUCUUUCGCUGCAUUCCCUGAUGAAACGAACCUGGUGAUUUUGCCACCUGCUUUGACAGGUUAUGCGAUUUUAGCUGUGGGAGCUACUUGGAUACUUAGUUCCUUACAAGAAUUAAUUGUUCUACUACUCUGUAGCUGUGAUGUCAUUCUUCUGGUUGCCACAGGCGUAUUUCAACAAUAUCUGGUUUACCAAGUCAAGAAGAUACGCCUACAGCAUUCUGAAGCGCCAAAGAAUUCUGUUUUGCUGCUUUCAAGCAGUUCAGGUCGUUGGGGGUACUAUGGUUUCAGCGAAAAGUUGAAGCAUUUAAUUCGCCUGCCAUUUGCUACUAUUGCGUAUGGAACUGCUGCAAUGUUGCUUGUCAUGGCCUGGAAACCCCAUAUCAGUAUUUUAUCAAUGUCUAUGCUACUCAGAAUUAUUAUGCUGGUCGAAGCAAUAUGUGCUGGGUUUUUUAUGAGUGUCUACAUUGGUUAUGUGCACCAGUACAAUUCGUUGGAUUCCCAGCCUGAUGUUUUGAACUCACUGUAUUCUCCACUGCAACAGUCAAGUGCUUUAGAAGGAUUGAGGUACCAUGAUGGGGGACGCCUGUCUGAUCAGCAGAUGGCCUUGUUGCAAUAUCAGAGGGAAAACCUACACUUUUUAAGUGAGGAGAUUCUUAGAUUGCAGGAGUGCUUGAGCAAAUAUGAGAGAUCUGAUGAUGGGAGUACGCCUCAGGUUGAUCUCGCGCAUUUAUUGGCAGCUCGCGACCAAGAAUUACGCACACUUGCAGCAGAGAUGAAUCAGUUGCAGUCUGAAUUAAGACUUGCUCGAUCUUUGAUUGCUGAGAGGGACUCUGAAAUUCAAGGCGUUCGCACCACUAACAAUCAGUAUGUUGAAGAGAAUGAAAGGCUUAGAGCUAUAUUGGGGGAGUGGAGUACCAGAGCAGCUAAGCUGGAGCGUGCUUUGGAGGCCGAGCACAUGUCAAAUCUAGAACUGCAGAAGAAAAUUGCGUCUUUAAAGUCUCAAACACCGCGUGAGCAAGCUGAACCGGCAUUGCAGCUGGACCAGUAAUUUUUAGUUAUUAAUAGUGAGUUUCCAUCAAGUUUUUCUUUGGCUCAUGUGCAUUCACUUGGUUCUGGACAUUCUUUGUUUCCCUUUUCAUGCUUUAAGCAGAAUUCAGGAUGUAUUCUUGUUUGGAUAAUAGCGGAUUAGUAUUGAAUUAGCGGAUUGAACGUCAAUUAGAGAUUUAACUUGUCAAAUCCACCAACUAGUUUGUUUGGUAUAUAACUUACUUGUUUGUAAAGAGCUUGGUUGAUUAGCUGUUUUUAGCCUACAACAUUAAUUUUGAAAAAGUUGAAAAAGCUCAGUAUAAGUACAUUUUGACAAGCGAUGAUUCGUACAAUAACAUCAAUAUAAAAUUCGGAAAUAGCUAUACAAUUUGUUAUUUAUCAAAUAGUUAUUUACAUACAG